ACGCAGCCGCAUCUGGUUAACAGCCACGGAAGGGUUGCAUCGGGCAUAGCAGGAUUGUGGAGCGGGAUGUUGUGAACAUUGAAACCAGUGAAACCAUAUCGUUACAGACUGACAACAGAGACAGUUUCUGAUGUCAAGGUCACGACUUCACCAUGGGUUUUGCAGAACGUUAGCCUGCUUUUACUCUCAGCCUUAAGCUAUGGUGGCUUUGGGGACAACCCUGACCCUGCCUGCUGCCAUCCUCUGUGCCGUCCUGAUUGAGCUGGUGGAAGCAGUUCCUCCUCUGGACCCCUACAAAGUGCUGGGGGUCACCAAACAUGCCAGUCAGGCUGAAAUCAAGAAAGUCUACAAGCGCCUGGCAAAAGAAUGGCAUCCAGACAAGAACAAAAACCCAGAGGCUGAGGAUAUGUUCAUCAAGAUAACCAAGUCAUAUGAGAUCCUGUCCAAUGAGGAGAAGCGGUCCAACUACGACCGGUACGGACAGACAGAUGACACCCAGCCCCACAUGCACCACGGCCAACACCCCUUUCACCAUCACUUCUACUUCGACGAGUCCUUCUUCCACUUCCCCUUCAACAGCAAGGAUGGCAAAGACUUUGCUGAUGGCAAAUACAUGCUGCACUUCAAUCGGUACGUCAGUGACGUAGUGCCGGACAGUUUUAGGCGGCCGUACCUCAUCAAGAUCACAUCAGACUGGUGCUUUAGCUGCAUCCACAUGGAACCAGUGUGGAAAGAGAGUGUGCAAGAGCUGGAACCGCUGGGUGUGGGCAUAGGUGUGGUGGAUGUUGGUUAUGAGAGGCGGUUGGCUAACCACCUCGGUGCCCAUCGUACUCCGUCCAUACUGGGCGUUAUCAACGGCAAGGUGACCAUCUUCCACUACGCUGUACACAGACAACAUCUCCGGCAGUUUGUAGAGGACCUACUCCCUCAAAGACUAGUGGAAAGGGUGACCGAUCGGAAUAACCAGCCGUUUCUAAGCAGCUGGCAUGAAAUCAACAAACCCCAUGUCCUUCUCUUCGACCAAGUGUCCAUUGUUCCACUGCUGUACAAGCUGACUGCAUUUGCCUAUAAGGACUAUGUGCAAUUUGGAUACGUUGAUCAGGGUCUCACAGAAACCGCCAACCUGCUGAGACGGUUCAACAUCAACACCUACGCUCCCACAAUGCUCGUCUUCAAGGAGAACACAGACAAGCCUGCAGACAUCAUUCAGGCUAAAGGGAUGAAAAAAGCGAUAAUUGAUGAAUUCAUAUCGAACAACAAGUUUUUACUCGCUCCUCGACUAGCCAAUCAAAAGGUGUUUGAUGAACUGUGCCCUGUAAAACAGUUUCACCGGCGCAGAAAAUACUGUGUGUUGUUAAUCACGAGUGAAGAGGAGUCGUUUGACGUUGGUAAUAAGGCCUUCCUCUCGAUGGCCUCCGCUAACACCAACGAUGCCCUGAGGUUCGCCUACGUCUACCAGCGCCAGCAGCAGCCCCUCUGUGACGCCUUGCUGAGGAACAGGGACAGCGGCCUCCCCCAGGUGGUGAUUCUGGAGCGGCGGAAUGCGGCUGGCAAGGUCUUGUACAAGCCCCUCCUGAGCGUGUGGAACGGCAGUGAGAAUGACAAGCACCGCUUACGCGAAGAGCUCCAGCAGCUCCAGAAAGACCCCUCAGUCCUCAACCACGACGCCAUCCUGCCUGAACUCAACAACGAGUUCGCCUCUAUGUUUCUGAUUCGAUGGGUUUUCGCAGCAUAUGAUUACUUGACCGAAAUCAUUGAUGACCUCCUUCACAACAACUGGCGUGAGAUGAUGCCUCUGCUGUCCCUGAUGUUCUCAGCAUUAUUCAUCUUAUUUGGCACUGUUGUCAUCCAGGCCUUCAGUGACUCCAGUGAAGAACAGCCAGCAAAGCCCAAACCGAAAGAGGGAUCAAAGACAGAAAAUGGGUCACCAAACAGCGGCGGGGUUUCAAGUCGGCCACCAAAGAAGAAUUUCGUGGAGGUGACAGAGCUGACAGACAUCACCUACAUGAGCAACCUGGUGAAGCUCAGGCCAGGACACACCAACGUAGUCCUGGUGCUGACGGAUGCCACAAAAAACAUCCUUCUUAGCAAGUUUGCCAAGGAAGUCUAUUCCUUCACAGGGAGCCUGACCCUGCACUUCUCCUUCCUGAACGUGGACAAGCACGGCCAGUGGAUGGGCACGCUGCUAGAGUUCGCCCAGGACGCUGUGCAGAUGGACACGGACGAGGACGAGAGUGGCAACCGCCGGGUGGACUACACCGGCUACGUCCUAGCCCUCAACGGACACAAGAGGUACAUGUGUCUCUUCAAGCCCGUCUACACCGGCGAGGACCACGACAGGUCCGACAAGGAGGAGGCGGUGGCGGGGGGAGGUUCUUCUGCCUUCUCAGGGCGUCGCUCUCGGUCCAGAUCCAGAUCCAGGUCUAGGUCCAGCUCACGUGAAGACCACCACCACCAGCACCAGUCGCGGAAGGGGGCGGCCCGCUCCAUGCGCUCCACCACCCUGCAGACCCACCACAAGCUGGACCGGCUGGGGCUGUGGAUGGAGAGGCUGAUCGAGGGAACGCUGCCCCGCUACUACAUACCCGCCUGGCCUGGCCUGGACAAGAUCACAGUCACCAAGUAAACCCUAGUAGUCUGAGCCACAAUGCAGCACUGUACAUUUUGAAGUGUUCAUUCAAUACUUAAAAAGUGGGGUCAACACUAUGGGUGUUAAUUUCGACAAGUUUUGAAUUAAUGCUAGAAAAAUGGUUGUGUGAGCUAUACUAGUGUUUGAGGAUGUCCUUUGCGUCUCAGCUGUGGCCUAGGUGUUGGAAUGAAAAGAUAUAUGCCGGUAGUGUUUACCUAGAGGAAAAAUAUUGCUUCUUAUUUUUUAAAACAGAAGUAUUACAAAAGCUCUUCUGUUAAGAUGUCUUUGAAGCAUCCACAUAGAGUACAGUAGACAUUCUUCUAACACUUUCCACGCUAGCCUCAUAACCAACACUGCCCUGUGAAAAGGACCUACCUAAAUUUAAUAAGGAGUUUAAAAUUGACAAUGGCCGUACUGUUGUUUUUCUGCCUGACAGGUUUUUACAAGGGGAAAAAAUGCUAACCUCUUAUGUACUUCUGAGACACUGAUACUAUGAAUAAGGACUAAGUUGAUGUUUUCCUCUAGGUAAUGGCAGAGGGCUUGUCAUGAAACUGAUACAUGGGCCAAAAUGGGUCUAUGUUUGUGAUUUACACUGCCUGAUUUGGUAGAUUAACACUUACCGUGCUAGAGUUUUACAGAGCUGUUUGUUCUGUGAAAAAAAAAGAUGUUAUGGUCUUCUAGACUUCAGUACAACUUAUGCAGUUGAAAUAAGAGGUCAUUUUAUUUGAAGGUGUCUACAUUAGAGUGACAUAAGCAUGUUAUGACCGUGGCAUGACACAUUGUGAUAUCACAAACAUGAAUGACUUCAUUGUUCAUGAGUAAGCGACCAUUGCAAAAACCCAAUAGCACUUAGUGACAACAGUUAUUAUAAUAAUACAGUGCCAAUGCAUAUAUGCAGAUGAUGUGUCGUAAUGUGUUUAUAAAGAGCCCAUGCCACCCUCAUGUAGACACCCUAACGUAAAAUGGUACCGAAUAAGUCAUGCCAUCUUGUCCUAGCAUGCUUUGUUGUAUGUGCUGCUCUUUUGAUGUUUAUAUCUAAACAAGUGAAAUCACUGUGGAUGCAAGUGGAGUGGUACCAGAGCCGGACUGAGACCACCCCCCGGGAAAUGCCCUGAAUGCUAGAUUCCCAGUCCGGGCUUGAGUGGUACACCACUCCACAUUUAUUCAACCACAUAUCUUAUUUAUUUCAUUGCUUAUAUUUAUAUCAUUUGAUGUAGCUUAUUAUUGGUGGUGAACUGAUAUCAAGGGCAGUAUCCUUUCUAGGCUGUAGUCUUAGGCACAGGAACUGCAUUCAUAAGUAUUUAGGUGCGUGCCUGAGUUAGUAUUUGACUUUGAUUAUAUGGAAAGUUACUGCCAGCGAUAGCCUUGGCUUGAUGCCUUUAUUUUUUUGUAAUUCGUUUUUUAUUUCAACACAAUAAGUAACAGAUUUCAGUGGUACGUUAUGUAGAAAGGUUUUUUAUUCCCUAUUUGAUCUGAACAUGUACUUAGCAAAACAUUAUUUUGUUACAUUUAAUGAAUCAAAUAUCACUGUGACCCCAGGCAUAUGUGAACAUAACAUUUUCAACUUUUUAAGCAUUCCUAAUUUAAUUUAGGCGUCAUCCUUACCUGAACUCAAAGAUGACUGAUUUGAAUUUCAAGGUUCAGUCACAACAUGAACCAAAUCACUCCACAGACGAAUUGUGACCAUCAAGUACAAAAGGCUAACUCAAAAGAUAUGUUCAUUAAGAAAAUAGUCAAAUUAUUCAAAUGUACUUUCAUACUUUGAUGUUCCUAGUAGACUACACGUGUAGCAAGGGCAUGUCUAUGCUCUGGAUAUAUCUGUGUUUCAAGGGCCAAUUCAUGUUUUGACAACAGAUAAAAAUCCACUUUGGCCUUUUACCUAAAUGCUUUAACCCAUUGAUGACAGAGGCUGUGUAGGGCAACGUUGACCCUAGUGCCGUGAGCUGCAUGACACAGCUUUAGGCUCAUGACAUUUGAAAUUUUGGGUAUCAAAAAUGUUAGUAUGUUAGAGCUAUACGUAAGAACAUGCUGAGAUAUUAAGGUUUUUUAUAGACAGAUAGUACCUUUUCCCAAAAAUGGCUUAGGCAUUCAGGGGGUGUUUUUUGCUGAUGCUUUGGGUAUCAAUGGGUUUAACUGUUAAUGUGUGCACUGUGAAUUCAAGUUGACAGUGGACCAAAACAAUACCUGAACAAGCAGUUUUAUAGGUGUACACCAAGGAGACUGUUAAUUUACAAGUCUAUUCAUUGAAUAGUUUCAUUAAUCUAUGUGUGCCCUUCUAUUGCUUUAAGAAAUUAGGCCUAAGGCCCAAUUUUUCCAUCUUUUUCUGUGCUUUGGUGUUUUAAGAAAAUCUCUGUCUACCAGCAGUUCGCUAAUGCUGCGAAAAGGUUAAUUGUUCAUGAUGGUGAACUGUGCAUACAUGCAUUGCAUAUAUCAUUU
Engraulis encrasicolus (European anchovy) is the source of this 5065-nucleotide messenger RNA. It is a transcript of the gene dnajc16, whose product is annotated as DnaJ (Hsp40) homolog, subfamily C, member 16. The coding region runs from base 200 to 2626 and encodes 808 amino acids. Lineage: Eukaryota; Metazoa; Chordata; Actinopteri; Clupeiformes; Engraulidae. The transcript is spliced from 16 exons. The record is from RefSeq and is a predicted model, not a curated record.